Molecule: messenger RNA, 942 nt
Organism: Rotaria socialis
Lineage: Eukaryota; Metazoa; Rotifera; Eurotatoria; Philodinida; Philodinidae
Source: the annotation of a GenBank genome assembly
AUGAAGAACAGCAACUCUUAUAGUGCUUUUUCAAUUACUGCAACUGAUCGUUUAAAAAUGUAUAAUGAAUGUUUUACUCAUUUUAGCCAAUUAUUAUUAGAAAUCGGUCAGAGAUUUAAACCGUCAAAAGUUCAACAAUCACUUGUUGUUUUAUUCGAACCCGACUAUCUGAUUCAAAACAAAGAUCAAAUUUCUAAACCUAAUUAUGGUCGCCAAGAAAUUGAAUAUCUUUUGAACAAAUAUAAAAAUCUUUCUGAUUUUAAUAUGUUUCAAUGUCGUAGUGAAUGGGAAAUCAUAAAAAUAUCAUUAAAAGCUACCGAUGACUCAUUUCGAGGACGGUUCAAAAAUGUUUUAACACUGUUAUCGAUUUAUAUAAUAUCACCAAUUAAUUCCUAUGAACGUGAACGUGGAUAUUCAGUCUCCAAUCGUAUUCAAACAAACGGUCGUUCAAGAAUGAUGAUCAAUACUCUUGAUGUGUUAAUGAAUAUAAGAUUACUUUUCCCACAUGAUUUACAAAGUGAUAAAUGUCGGAAUAUAAUCGAACGAGCUUAUAAGUCAUGGAAUGGAAGAGAUAAAAAUCGUCGAAUUAGUCGCACAAAAUUAAUUGUUGAUAUACCUGAUGACUAUAUUCCAGAAAAACAAGCCCGUUUCACUCAUAAACAAAAACGACACGUUUCAACAAAUGAUGAUUGUGCAAUUGAAUCAAAAAAACAAAAAGUUAAAGCUAUUAAAUGUGCCAAUCGUUGUGGCAAAUGUAUUGCGGCUGAUGAUCCAACAGAAAUACAUGCUAUUCAAUGUUGUCAUCAAAAUGAAUAUUAUGAUUGGGUUGAAGAUAACUGUUCCCGGUGGUUAUGUAAUACUUGUCGAAUUAAAUUAGGAAUUUUAACUGAAUCAACUACAUGGUUUUGCGAAGAUUGCAUCGAUAUGCAUGAAGAAGAAUAA